This is a messenger RNA of Brettanomyces bruxellensis, 1422 nucleotides long. RefSeq lists its product as uncharacterized. Gene Ontology annotation, cellular component: endoplasmic reticulum. Gene Ontology annotation, biological process: GPI anchor biosynthetic process. The transcript has a single exon. Lineage: Eukaryota; Fungi; Ascomycota; Pichiomycetes; Pichiales; Pichiaceae. The record is from RefSeq and is a predicted model, not a curated record. The coding region runs from base 1 to 1422 and encodes 473 amino acids.
AUGUGGAUUUUAACGAUCCAUUAUUUUGAAAGAACAGCUGUGUAUUCCGCCUUCAGCAAAUGCAAUUGGCGUAAAUGGGAGCAAUGGCCCAAAGAUUCCGAUCCUCAUCAUUCAAUUAUCAUCGGGGAUCCCCAGAUUGUUGAUGCAUUUUCUUACCCUACUAGACCAGGCCCUUUAAUGUGGUUAACACGAAUCCUAGCGGACAAUUAUCUUCAUCGCAACUACGAACUUAUGAAUAGAGUCUUGAAACAACAUUCGACAAUCUUUGUGGGUGAUUUAUUUGACGGCGGACGCGAAUGGAAGGAUAAAGAUUGGUUUCAGGAAUUCGAUCGAUUCAAUCGUGUCUUUCCCGAGCAAAAAGAUAACAGAGCUUAUCAGCAAAUUCCGGGCAACCAUGAUGUUGGCUUUGGAACAGGUAUCUCUUAUGAUGUUUACAAAAGAUUUAAAACUUUCUUCGGAGAUGCAGACACAUAUGUGACCCUUGGAAAUCAUUCAAUUAUUCUUCUAGAUACUGUCUCUCUUUCGGAUACCGACAAUGACUUGGUGGCCAAAUCAUCAAGAGAGUUCUUGGAAUCUUUCCAAAAGCCUGACCAUCCAGCUAAGGAAUUUCCUCGAAUUGUUAUUACGCAUGUUCCACUAUACAGAAAUCCCAAAGAUCAAAAAUGUGGAAGAUACAGAGAGUCUAGCAAACCUUUUCCCAUUGUUAAGGGAAAGCAGUAUCAAACAGUCAUCGAGUAUAAAUACUCAAGGGAAAUAUUGGAUUGGAUAAAGCCAAAGUUGAUAUUGUCUGGAGAUGAUCAUGAUUAUUGCCAUGUAAGACACCCACUUGGUAGAUCCGGCCUUGACAAGCAAGACCACAUUUACGAUGAGAAUCACGACUCUGUUGGGCGUGACUUUUCUGAUGAGAUCACUGUCAAAUCAAGUGCGAUGACCGGAGGAAUCAGAUGGCCAGCCAUACAGAUGCUCUCUCUUUGGAAUCCAGGUGAAGAAGGCGGACUUAAUCGGGCAGAUUCGGAAAUUUGGCAAGAAACAGGUAGUCAGACUGUUCUUCACGAUACAUUCGAGUCACACCUUUGCUAUUUGCCGGAUUUCCUGAGACCACUGAUAUGGUAUGGGGUGUUAGCGGUGAUAUCUUAUUUGUCACUUUUUUUCUGCACUGUUCUUCCCCACCAGGCUUCCAAACUUGAGUCUCGUUUAUCAAACUUACCAAUUUUCAGGCAGAAAAGAGAAAUCCUACCACUGUCAGAAAAAUUGACCGACGACCAGUUCAAAGCGAAAUUUUCCAAGAAACCGAUUCUGGUUAAUCUUUUGUUGGAUUGGCAACUUCCUAUUCGUCCAGACUGGAGUUCGUUUGCUAUUGAUACCGUCAUUUUAACGGUAUUUAUAAUUUACACUUUCCAUCGCAGCAUCACUUCUAUAUAA